AAAAAGCAACUGCGUUUUGGAGAAGGACGGUACCUGAAGAUCUCGCUCUCUGUGCUCCACUGAAGGCUGUUGUGAACAGUUUUCCAACUUUGCUGCUUUUAAAAUUUAAACAGCAGCUUUGUUAGUUGUGAGGAAGUUUGCAGUGGUCCUUGCUAGAACUGCUUUUAAGCUGUGUUAAAUUUGUGUCAGGAGUGUCAGGCAUUUCAUACUUGGCUUCCAAAAAAGAAAAAAGAAAGAAACUCAAGAGAGAGAGAAAAGACCCAACAUGUGUGUGGAAGAAAUCUCCCAGGAAUUUCUUCAAGGUUGUAGUCAGACACAGUAAGGGCUAAAGUGACAAGAAAAGCAAGGCAAAGAUAAAACUCGCUAUUGUGAUAAAAUGUCUGAGUGUAAAGUGGGAGAUUGCAGAAACCUUUUGGGAUUACGCAUGCUCAUCUUGCCCUGGAUAUGACUGAAUACAAGCUAGUUUUUCUCUAGUGACAGUUCAAAAAAACCUCAAGAUUAUGUUUCUCUUCCUUGUUGCUUUUUUGUCAGUGGUUUUUAAAAUUGGUUUUGUCAGUCUCUCACCUCUGCAGCACUGGAACUGUCCUAAUGGAUACAGAUUGAAGACUGAAAACUCUGCUUGUAUAGAUAUUGAUGAAUGCCUUGAAGGUGGUGUGGGAACCUGUGGCCAAACCUGUAUCAAUGUGCCAGGGUCCUACAUCUGCUCCUGUUUGCCUGGCUACAAUUUGGACAUUGACAAAAGGUCUUGUUAUGUGAAUGACCCUGCACCAUUCCUACUUUUUAGCCAUGGAAAUGCCAUCUUUAGAAUUGACACUGAAGGGACCAAUCAUGAAAGAUUGGUGGCUGAUACGGGUCAGUCAACCCUUACGGAUUAUCAUUAUACAGAAGAGAAAGUGUAUUGGGUAGACUCUGAAAGGCGACUACUUCAAAGAAUUCACCUGAAUGGCACAAAACAAGAGAGGCUAUGCUACAUAGACAAAGGCAUUUCAGGUUUUGCUAUUGACUGGAUAAAUCAAGACAUUUUCUGGGCCAAUAGACAGAAAGCAACCAUAGAAGCAACAGACAUGAAUGGAAAGAAAAGACGAGUUCUUCUAAGAGGUAUUGGUCGUCCCACAAGGAUUACCAUUGAUGCUGAGCAAAGGCUAUUAUUUUGGUCUUCAGACGGUACUGUUUCAAGCAUACACCGACUGUCUCUCAGUGGAAGUGAUGUGAAAAAUGUUUUAAGAACCACAGAAAAAAUAAAGACGAUCUCACUAGAUCUGGUUGACAGAAGGCUCUACUGGAUCCAACACGACCAUGGGAAAGACAUUUCCCAUAUUGGAUCAUGCAACUAUGAUGGCGAAGCUGUUCGUUUGCUCAAAAACUCUGUCAGACAUCAAUUGCUUGGUAUGUCUCUCUUUGCUGAGCACCUGUACUAUUCAGAGUUGAAAUCUGGUAUGAUAUGGAGAGCCAACAAGUAUACUGGAAAAGUUGUAGUUACAAUUAGCCUAAAGCCAUCAUUUUUUCCACCGGUGGAGAUAAAAGUGGUACAUCCAUUUAAACAGCCAGGUGCAAGAACAGAUUCUCAGGAUUUUGAAAAAGGAACCUGUGAUUUGAACAAAGAAAAGUGCAGAAGAAGAAUCUGCAGGCCAGACUCAAGGACUCAUCGGUGUAAAUGUUCAAGUGGCUUUAUUUUAAGUCGAAAUAAACAGUUUUGUGAAGAUAUCAAUGAAUGUGGCUUCUGGAAUCACGGCUGUACUUUGGGUUGUGUGAACAUCCCUGGUUCCUAUUACUGCACCUGCCCGAGAGGUUUUGUUCUGCUGCCUGACAGGAAAACUUGUCAUGAGCUAAUUUCCUGUACAAGUAACAACACUGAAUGUAGCCAUGGUUGCCUUCAAACAUCUAAAGGGCCUGUUUGCUUUUGUCCUGAAGGAUCUGUACUCAAAAUGGAUGGCAAAACAUGCACGGGUUGUACAUCUCCAGAUAAUGGUGGCUGUAGCCAGAUAUGUUCUUCUUUAAGUCCGUCCUCCUGGGAGUGUGCUUGUUUUCCUGGAUAUAAGCUCCAGCGAGACAGAAAGCACUGCACUGCUAUAGGUCCCAAGCCAUUUUUGUUAUUUGCAAAUGGCCAAGAUAUCCGCCAGAUUAGUUUUGAUGGAAUGGAUUAUGCAAGUUUACUUGACUGGCAGAUGGGAAUAGUCUUAGCACUGGACUCUGACCCAGUGGAAAAUAAGAUUUACUUUGCCCACACUGCCUUGAAAUGGAUAGAACGAGCUAAUCUGGAUGGUUCAAAUCGUGAAAAAGUUAUUCAUGAAGCUAUAGAUAUACCCGAAGGCCUUGCUGUGGACUGGAUUAACCGUAAAUUGUAUUGGACAGACAGAGGGAAGGCAUGCAUUGAAAGGAGCAAUCUGAAUGGAAUGCAAAGAAAAAUGAUCAUCUGGGAGGAUAUCUCCCAGCCCCAAGGGAUUGCCGUUCACCCAUUUGCUAAGAGAUUAUUCUGGACUGACAUGGGGGUCAAUCCCCAGAUUGACAGCUCUUCAUUAGAAGGCAUUGAUCGCCAGGUUAUAGCCAGCACUGGUCUGGUGUGGCCCAGUGGAAUAGCUCUUGACUACUUAGCUGACAAGGUAUACUGGUGUGAUGCUAAGAAGUCCGUGGUUGAGAGUGCAAACCUGGAUGGUUCUGGUCGUCGAAUUCUUGCACAGAAUGAUGUAGGCCACCCUUUUGAUGUAGCAGUGUUCGAGGAUCAUCUUUGGUUUUCUGACUGGGCUAGGCCAUCACUAAUGAGGGUGGACAAGAAGACCGGCCAAAACAGGGUACGUCUUCGAGGCAGCAUGCUGAGACCAUCAUCAAUGGUUGUAGUUCAUCCUUUGGCGAAACCAGGGGCAAAUCCUUGCCUUUAUGAGAAUGGAGGCUGUGAUCAGAUCUGUGAAAACAAUUUUGGAGUUGCCCAUUGCAUGUGCCAUCCAGGAUUUGAGAAAACUCAAGAUGGAAAAACCUGUCAUGCUCUGGAUGCUUCCAACACAACAGCAGGAAGUGUCUCUGUGGACGAGGAGGUAGUGCCAGUGCCAAUGCCAGAGACCUUGCUCCAGAGAACAAAAACCAGUGGGAUAUUCAAGGAUACAGACAGUGGGGAAAGGCAGAACAUUGGCAUUUUUUUGAUGGCUGAAAUCAUGGUAUCAGAUCAAGAUGAUUGCUCAGCACUAGAAUGUUAUGCCAAUGCAGAGUGUGUUUUGCUGGAAGAUGGUGCUGCGUGCCAGUGUUUGAAAGGAUUUACCAGGAAGGGGAAAUCAUGCUAUGAUGUUGAUGAGUGUGCCUUAAAUAUGGACCACUGUAAUCGAAAUGUUUCAGUCUGUAUCAAUAUUGAAGGGGGCUACGUCUGUAAAUGCCUGGAGGGCUACAUUGGAGAUGGAGUCCAUUGCUACGAUAUUGAUGAGUGCAAGAUGGGGUCCCACACCUGUGGAGAGAAUGUAACCUGCACAAAUACAGAAGGAAACUUCACUUGCUCGUGUGCUGAUGGUGCUUCUAGAACUGGCAUCAGUUGCAAAUCUACUGCCACCCCCACUGUUGUCAGCAAUGAAUACUCUACAGUCCCUGUGCAAGGUGAUAUUGUAGGAUGUCCUCCUUCAUACGAGUCAUACUGCCUCCAUGGUGGAGCGUGCAACUAUGUUUCUGAUCUACAAGACUAUGCCUGCAACUGUGUGACAGGCUACGUUGGGGAGCGGUGCCAGUUCAGUGACCUGGAGUGGUGGGAACAGCAGCAUGCCGAGCGGGUGAAGAUGCGGAAUAUCACCAUCACCGUGUGCGUAGCAGGGCUGGUCCUCCUGCUCCUGCUGGGGUCCCUGGCUGCCUACUGCCACAGAUUUUGUUCUGUUGCAGAAGUCAAAACUUGUAUAAGAAGAAUCUCUAUGCAGAAGCGAUAAGAGAUGCCAGCAGCCAUGCUGACAAUGAGAACGUGACAGCUACUAGCAACAAGUCUCGGGUAACUAUAUUAAUGUGGAGUGGAGAGGGAAGCAGGAAGGAUCAAAGAGUGUUAGGGAUCCACUUGAGAUUAACUAUCAAAUAAUUCACAUCUUAAAUAUAUUAAAUAACUGCUAGAGUCAUCAAGUGCUUUGCUGUGAACCCUAGUUCAUCUUACCUCAUUGUUAUCCCUCAGAGUUCACAGCUGCCUGGAUGUAUUGCAACCAUUAGCCAGUGUUAUUGUUAGCUUUGAAAACAACAGUUGGGGAACUGUGUUCUAAAUUAAGGAAAUGGCAAUGUGAUGACAUGGCAUAUCACAGAGUUAUUUUCACAGGAAAGUAUGCCCUCCAUAAAAAAGGCUUCUUGGAAGCCAAGUAUGCGCUACAUGAAAUGUUGAACUUUAUUUUGGGGGCUGAUGAAAUUAGAUGUUUUUGUAUUAGAGGCUACUACUUUGUAAAGAAAAACAACCAGAAUGUUAUUGGGCAGUUUGGAAGGGAAUAUAAAAUACUAAUUUUUCACUGGUGUAGGUAGAAAUGCCAUCAUGAUCUGUUUGUACUGGCCUGUUUCUGUUGUCAUUUUUGGAGUUGCAUCAGAGAAUUUGGUCCCAUAAGAUCUGAUCUAAGGACCUGAUUCUCACUGGUAUUAAAAGGACAUUACACUGCUGGGUGGAUUGCAAUUGAAACUUGAAGUGUGCAAAGGUGAUGUAACUGGCAUAUGUGCCAGGCCUGAGACUCCUUUCUCAGAAUGGCAUGACUUACCCUGAGAGCUUGUCUGCACACACAUAUCGUUCAGCUCCGAAUAAGCUGCUGUAAUGCAGGUAUCACCAUACUUGUCCAGGUAUCAUCACAUUAGCAUAGACUCUCCAAAACAAGUACAGUUAUGCCCAUGGUUUAGAUAGUGUCUGGCAGGAUUUGUUAGUGCAUAGGCACUGAAACACAGUAUCAAACAUGUAUUAAGAAUACUGAAUUGACUUGACCCUGGUUAGGAUAUAUUGUUUCUUAGCUGGUCAACAGCAUACUCUUGUGGACCUUUAGCCACAGUUCCUCCAGGUAUUGGUCAUCAAAUGUGCUGAAUUGUGGCGAUGCCAUCAUUUGUUCACAGCAGAGACAAAAAACACAGCUUGCAAAAUAACUGAGGCUAGGAAAAUCAGAAACAUUUGUUGGGAAUGAGAACAGCUUGUUGCCUGGGAGCACUGCUCUAGGAGGCCUGCAGAUCAUCAGCUCUGUCCCCACCUGCUGUUGUCCCCCCGGUUAAUGCUAGUGGUCAAUGACAUUUUUGCUGAACAUAGGAGUAAUUAAGCAGCUAAGCAAUGGACUGAAUCAACAAAAAUAAAUCCAACCUACUCAUCUAUUACACACUUUUGUUAAAUUUCACCAUGCAUUCUUGCACUGGGAGACAUCAAAUACAUUAAUGAUGUAAUUUAUUGCAAAUGGCUUGUUGCAGGCUGGCAGAAGAAAUCACCGACUCUUGCUAAUUAUUGCUGCUUACACAUCAAUAGAUUCCUGUGGUUUCAUGCAUGUGAUUUUCUCUGUGCUGAUGUAGCCUUUGAGUGUUAAGUUCACUGGGACUUCAUGCAUGCAUGCACUCAGGAUAGAAACUGUUGAGUUGCCAAAAAGCAGCAGGAAGUUGUUCUUUUCUACUGUUCAUUUCAAGUGGAUUACUGGGGAGCUUUAAAAAAAAAAAAAAAAAGGGAGAUCAUGCUACAUCAGGGAUAGAAAACUCUAUAGCUCCUCAACUCUUAAGGUACUGAAAUAGAUUUUUGGGUGCUGUUGAUUUACCCAGCAUUAAUAAUCCUAAUGAAGGACUUCAUAUGGGGACUGGAUGAUGUGUAAAUAGCUGUAAAGAGCUCAUGAAACUCACUCAUUUUGUAACCCAAAUGCUCAUUUGUGAGGCUGCAGCGAGGGAGUGCAAGGAUUUCUUUGUUCUUGCCCAUCUAGGUUAAUGUAGUGGGUAAUGACCUUUUAUGCUAUCACGCAUACCAAAUGCUAGGUAUUGUGAUACUGAAACUAUACCUAUAAAUUGUCCAAGUGUCUUUCACUUUUUCCUUCUGUGCUUUCAGGUGAGGCUAUAUUUAGCUAACGGUAAGCCUGGGUAUUUUUUCACAUUCGUAUUAGAGUUGCAUAAGCCAGGCUAGGUUUGUCCUAGGGAUAUAUAAUUCUUGGUAAACUUCUGCACUUGUCUGAAUUUUGAUUCUAUCCUGAGAUGUUUCACCCAGCAAGGGUUCUGUUUUGCACAGUCAAAGAUAUUUUGCAGAACUGUGUGUAGCUGAAUCUCCUCUGGGGGUCUGUCACAUGUGGGUUAGCAGCUGUAAGACUACAGAUUUUAUGUAAAUGAACUGAAGCCUAAAUAGUCACACCUGCUACAUCUGUGAUCUAUCCACAUAAAUCCACCAAUUACCCACCUGGACCACUGAAUCUGUCAGUACUUCUGUUGGAACAUCUUAUUUAUAGAUGCUUCUUUUCUUCCCUGUCUCUGCUCUUUCAACAUCCCCUCUUUCCCUCUAUGCUAUUUCAGCAUAGUGCUUCACAUUGCUUUCCUCUACCUUUGAGUUUUUUUCUGUUUUCCUCCUGAUCUCUUCAACCUGAUCCCCCAGAGAGUCCUGUCUUCUGCUUUCGAGGAAUCGCUUCCACUGUCACCAUGGGAUGAUAGCACCGCACCCCACAGGUGGUGCUGAGAGCCAAAAAGCAUUUCCUUCCCUGUGCCUGACAGGGUUUCUUGCUGUCUGACUGCAGGUCUCUAACACAUUAAAAGCAGCCCUCAGUGCUAUGGAGAGGGUUGAUUUUCAUGAACUUUUGCUCUUACAUCUGGAAAGGUUGAUUUGCAAGGCAAGAAAAUGGUUGUUCUCUUUACUAGACUGGGACUCUGCACUUCCCAAAGAAAGACUGGGGCUGUCAUCAACUCAAAUGUUUAAUUAUCUGCACGGGAAGGGUCACCUCAGAAGCCAGGAUGACCUUUUUCCCUCUGUUGUGGUUAGAGUGUGUGGACCUUCUAGUUUGCCCCUUGGGUUUCAGAAAACCAGUUCAUUUUCUAUUAUUUAGGCUCUGUAUAUUUUGUGCAUAUUGUAUGCAUUUACAGUUUGCGGUUGUUAAGGAGUGUAACAGUUCUCUGGAGACUAGAGCGGUUGAUCUAAUUGAGUGUGAGACAGCAGAUCCUCAUCCUGCCUGUCCUUCAGAAUAUGGUGAGUAGGAUUUCCUUCCUUAUUAGAUCUCUCCUCAACUUUGUACCAGCAGGAGCAGUGGCUGAUAGAGGAGACAGCGAAAUCAAAAUUAUAUUUCUGGCCUGUUUAAAGCUGCUAUGCACAGCAGAAACUAUGUUUAUAUUGCUGUGAAGAGGCCAUUCAAUCCUUCAUUUUGCAGAUUAUUCAUGAGAAAUUACACUACAACAGUGCUUUCACACUCUUAAGAGGACAGAUGCUUCUUGGGAUAGUAAUAAUAUAUUUUUGCACUUAUACAGAACUUCACAGGUUUGCUUCAUAGCAAGUUAUCCCCAUCAUACUGGUGGGGAAUGUACAUCUGUGGAAUGACAUACUUUGACUUGCUCUUAUUCAUUCAUUCAGGCAGGAUUACUGAAAUGGUGUGAGGACUCCAGGUCUGCCCAGAAACCUUUUGCCCUGCAGCAGCAACUACAGUUCUGCUUUUUGUGUUAAACAAAGUGUUUGUCUGCUUAGGGAUUGUUUGGUGCUUAAAAAAAGAGGAGAUGAAUAACAGAGAUGUACCUCCCAUCCCUGGUGCAAAGGUAGCAGGCAGCACAGAGGUACACAACAGGAUUCCAUUGUCCACAGGUUACCUGCUGGACCACUCUGAGUUUUAGGAAAUGCUGCCUUAUAGAUGGCAACUGAAUCUCCUAAUUGCUCAGAUCACGAGAACGAAUGGAGAAAGACUGAUAUCCUUAAGCAUGUGUCUUAUUUACCAUAUAUACCUCUCAACUACAGAAGUCAGGAACUGGAGAAUCAAGGUUGCAUCAGUAAUUUAAAAAUAUGCAAAGAUAGAUGUUUGAGAAUACUGAAAUGGACAGGCAUCUUGCAAGAUGUUCAAAAUUGCCCAUCCUGUCUUUAGAAGUCACUAUAUUCAUCAGUAGAAAAUAUGCUUUGCAUUUACUUGGUUGGAUUAAUAUUGUGAACAUGUGUAGAACUGUAUUGUCCAGUGAUGGAAGUCUGAUGUUUCCCAUUAGGAGGCUCUGUUUUCAUUUAUAGUUUUAUCAGAUGCGUUAUUGGAAUAGAAAUUUCCCAUGACAGGUGUCCAAUUUUUUCCUAAUUGAAAAUUGGAAAAGUGGUUCAACCAUUUUAGACUCAAGACUGAUAAAUAAUCUGAUGUCUUUUCUAACAUGUUAAAGAAAGUUCUUAUACCAUGAGUGAAUAAUUCUAAGUUCUUUAGACUUUGGAGCAGGGGCUUUAUUUUUGCCAGGCAGGUGAGUCUUCUUGUCACAGGCAUGCUUUUUUGUAUUCUUAGGUAUUAAAAGAUUUAAACAUGAAAUAUGUGUAGGAAAUUUCUGAAAAUCUGAAACAAGGUCUUGACUUUGCGUGUUUUUUUGUUCUUUUGACAUGAGUUGGUUUUGUAAUUAACAGAAUCCAAUUCUGUGUUUCCUGUCAUAGAUUUCCUCUUUCAAAGCUACUAUUAUCUUUCUUUUAGCAUAGUUGUUGUGAAGCUUUUCAAAUGGCUUUUAGUAAUACAUAUGCAUUUUUUCCAGUGGAAGAACAGCCUAUAACAUAUGACAAAGCAGCAGAGACUUUGGCAGAAGAGGAGAAAGAACAAGGUUGUCACCAAGAGGUUCCUGUUGGUGAGAAAUCACAUCAGCCCAUAGGACCAGAAAGGGACUCUCCUCAGGCUCCCUGGAGUAUCCACCCGAAGCCCCUGCUGGAAAGGGAGCCCUGUGAGCUUGCCACAGCAAGCCUGCUGAUGCAGCCAGACUAGAAGCAGCCUGGGUCUGAGUGGGAAAAGGAGGAAGGAUGAAGUCAAUAGAGAAUGGAAACUCAUUAAACACUGAAGCAACCCUUUUUUUUUUGUUCAAAUCUGCUUUAGGAAAAAAACAGACGACAACCCACAAAUCAUAACAGAACAGAGAAGUCCUUGCCACUCCUUCCCUGUCACCUCUGCUUGGAAGAAUUACUGUGAGCAACGUAUUAGCAAUGAGUACUCUAUUAACUAUCACUUUAAGGGCCACUGCUGCUAACUUCAUUAGCUGUCUGCUAAAAGGACACUGAUGGGAAAACUGACAAGUGGGUGGCAUUUCAAAGUAUUUUCUAAUGGAGUUUGUUGCACGUAGUGGACUUUGCACAUACACAGAGUCCAGAAAUUGCCUAGAUAACGGUCCACAAGGACAACUGCAGAGAAACUAGAAUGGAAGAUGAUGCAGGAAAAUAAGUUAAAAAAGAAUCUUUAUUACAAUAUUGUUCAUGGACACUGUAAGCCUCCUCCAGUUCUGUUUUCAGGCCAGUGUAACUUCUUGGACUUCACCAGAGAUAUUCUUGGAUCCUCUUCUCUAAGUGAGCACCAAAUGGGAUCUUGUAUUUCUCAGGUUUGGUGGGCUGGAGGAUUGUUUGUGAGCAUAUGAUGUUAAUGGCGGUCAUGUCUAUGAAGUGAGAGGUAACAUUUGAGGGGAAAGGUGAUUCUUCCAUUUAAUUUUCCAGUCCAUACUGGUCCUUUAGAGCAUUUCAGGAUUGUUUCUGGGCUGAGGCAGUGGGCCUGAGUCUGCUUGCAGCCCUGCAAGGAAACAUGCUGGAGCUGUCCUUGCCUCAGAGAAGUGUGUCUGGCAGCAAGCCCCGGUACAUUGUAUAGGGCUUAGUGUGGGGAAAGAAAUGCAGCCAGUUGCUGGUCCAACAGAACAGGAGGAGUAGGACAAACAGAAAAACACCUCACUUUGGACUGACUUCCACCUAACUGUUUUGUGCUGCCAGAUAAAAUCCAUGGGAACAACUGGAAAACAACGCCAAUUUUUCUUGUAACUGGCUUUCUAACAGCUACAGUUCCCUCCCAGUUAUUUAGUAAGAACUAACUUAUAAAGCUCUGUUAUAUACAGGAUUGUGGCUUAACUGUUUAUUGUAUCAAGUGAUUUUCACCACUGGUCUUGACUUUCUAAGUCUAUUUUCAGAAUAUUUUGGAAGAUAUCUGGAAAUCAGUUAGAUUACUAACUAUAAUUUCAUUGUAGGGGAUCUUUCAGUCCUCUGUCUUUGAAGCCUCCUACUGUAGCUAUCAGACAUCUUCUUUAAACUUCACUACAGGUGCCCACCAUUAAUGUUCCUUGUAAGUCAUUAGCUGGAUAAUAGUGGCAAAUGUUAUUAAUCUGUUUGUUUACCACACAAUUCUUUUGUUGUUUUUUUUAGAGUUUUUUUAGAGCCAGGAAGGUAUGGGAUGUAUGGGAUGUUGUCAUUUGCUUACCAGCUCUGUAGACCAGGAUGGGCAAGACUAUUGAAAGGUUCUUACCUCUUGUCCAAAACAGUUACACACUUGAGGAACUUUGUAGAGUCAGUACUGAUUUGUUUUAGCGAAAACGGCAAGAACAUUGAGCCCAAGGUGUCCGAAUUACAAAAAUUAUAAUGCUCUGUUGUGUAGAGUUGUUACUUAUUAAUCUUCUAGAAUUAUUUUUGCCGGUGGUUCUGAAUUGCUGAGUCUGUUUUCUAGUCAAUUCAGUUCUGAUUUCAGAAUAAACUUGUAAAGUUGGCAUUGCUGGAGGUUAUUUUGAAUUAGUAGCAAUGAAGAUUUAUUUCCCUGUUCAUUGAAGGGGGGUUAUACUAGAUGACCUUUUAAGGUCCCUUCCAACCCAAACUAUUCUAUGAUUCUAUAAUAAGAUGCAUUCUAUUGUGUGAAUGGCAACAAGGGUACUUCCAUGGAAAAAGAAGUGAUUCAGGAGAGUUGGCAUACUAACCUGUGUUCAGGAGAAGGCAGAACCAUUGGUAUUUGGUAGAUUUGAUCUUAAGUUCAGUAUAAUAAUACUAAUUUCAUUAACAUUGUUGAAAGCUUCUAGUGUGGAUUUCUUGGUCUUUCACAGUUCAUGACUGAUCUUGUGUGUUUUGACGGGAAGAGAGACCAGCUAUAAAGAUCCUGAUUCAGUAAAGCAUUUUAUUCCCAUGAGAGCUAGACAGUAACAUUACUUUGAUCCCUGCACUCUGAUUAUCUGUGGUGAAAUAUAAUUUUUUGCUUAAAAUCGAAGUAUGGUGUUGAAUGACAGUCAAACAUUUAAUUGGAAGUUUCCCUGAUCAAAAGAAAUAAAGGUUUGUAACUUUGAAUCUGGUCUAAACAAAGAUGUUUCAGACUCCUUACAAAUUAGUUUCAUAUCCUACUCCAUGUUUUGUUUACUUUGCUUUCCUUCUGUCUAAGGAUCUAAUUUUAAUUUUGAUAGUAUUCUUUACAGAAUAAGAUAGGAAAAAUCAAGGUGAUAUGUUUUUGUAAUUAGAGUGCUUUGAGUUUUAAACAUUUCCUAAACUCAGCUUUAAACUCAAAAUAGUCUUUAGUGUAAAACCUUGAAAUGAUAU
Molecule: messenger RNA, 11401 nt
Organism: Strigops habroptila (Kakapo)
Lineage: Eukaryota; Metazoa; Chordata; Aves; Psittaciformes; Psittacidae
Gene: EGF
Product: epidermal growth factor
Exons: 23
Coding region: 501-3896 (1131 amino acids)
Molecular function (GO): calcium ion binding
Source: RefSeq, a predicted model, not a curated record